Messenger RNA from Pochonia chlamydosporia 170, 453 nucleotides. RefSeq lists its product as hypothetical. The record is from RefSeq and is a predicted model, not a curated record. The transcript has a single exon. The coding region runs from base 1 to 453 and encodes 150 amino acids. Lineage: Eukaryota; Fungi; Ascomycota; Sordariomycetes; Hypocreales; Clavicipitaceae.
AUGCAACUCACUCAGACCAUCGUCGCCGCCCUCUUCGCCGCCUCCUCCGUGGUUGCGGCUCCCGCCCCCUCUGAAAAGUCCAUGAUGACCACCGGCGUCCCCCAGUGGACCAUCGAGGGCGUCAAGCGUGUCUGCGACGGCGCAGACAACCAGUGCAACUGGACCUUCAAGAUCAACCCCAAGAUCUACUCCAAGACCCCCGUCAACUUCGUCACCAAGAGGUCCGGAGCUACCCCUGCCUCUCAGAACAACGGCGUCGCCCAGAACUUUGGCGACUACACCAUCACCUCUGGCUGGAGCGGCCAGUUCGGUCCCGGCAACGGCUUCACCACCCUGGCUGUGGUUGACAACAAGAACCGCCGCAUCACUUGGCCCGCUUACACCGACAAGCAGGUUGCUGGUGGAAAGGUCGUCUCUCCUGACCAGAGCUACGCUCCUCAGAACCUUCCUUAG